Molecule: messenger RNA, 3063 nt
Organism: Lentinula edodes (shiitake mushroom)
Lineage: Eukaryota; Fungi; Basidiomycota; Agaricomycetes; Agaricales; Omphalotaceae
Exons: 6
Coding region: 4-2862 (952 amino acids)
Source: RefSeq, a predicted model, not a curated record
GGCAUGGAAGCUUUUGAAUUUGAUUCUUUUACGGAGGUUUCAGACGUUACUCUUGCUUCAAAAUUCUUGCAUGCUUAUCUGAACAAAACCUCUGAAGGAUUAUUCAAACCCUCCCUGGAACUAUGUACUACAAGUUUAACUGUUGAUCUGUCUCUCCAUGACACACUGAAAGCUAUCCAUCGGAAACGAGAUUUAGAUGCUCUCGAGCGUCUGCGCGUUCACCUCGAACGAAACUCAUGGCGUUACCAUCCUUCAUUCGAGAAGAUGAACCAAGUGAUUCGCGCCAUGGAAUCUACGGGGAAGAUACAGGAUGUGGCGGUCAAUGAGUUCAAUCGACCAGUUUGGAGCCCUCUGAGGCAUACUUCCGAUACUCGUGUGGCUGAAAACAUUCAAAAGCUUCGAAUACCACUGGGGAAAUCCGAGAAAGUGCCUCUUGUAAUUCUUCAUAAGCUUGGCAGUUUUCAACAUGACUCGUUACUUAGGAAGAGAUUGAAUCGCAUAUUUUCUCCUCUGAAUCAUACCUUUCUGGUCAAUACUUCAGGUACCGGGAAAACCAGACUCCUCUUCGAAGGCCUUUGCCUUCAUUGGGGCUUUUAUCUUACAUGUGCCAUAGACACGUCGCUGCUUGGAGCGGGGGACUUCGCGCAUGUCGUAACCAACGUCAACGACGACUACAAUUGGAAACCGCUUGUGCCUCCCAUAUCUGACCCCACACACAGCUCGGUCGUUCACGACAACAUACAUGUGGUCUACCGCACAUGUAGUGAGGCGUUGCUAGCCAGGCUGCUCAUAUUCAACGUGUAUUUGAAAGCUUGUUCGAAGGCGGGCUUUUCUCAUGAUCAACGAAGACGUUGGCUAGAAUCACAGAUAUUUCCACUCAAUCUCAUCCCCGCAUUCGAUCCUUUCUGGAAGAUCAAAAACUCGAUUUCCACCCUCCAACUAUCUGAUUCAAUCCUUGAUCAAGCGAUUUCUCAUACGUUGGAGGAUAUCCAAAGUAUCUGGGAUAUGCCUGCUGGAGAACAUUUUUAUGUUGUCCUGGACGAAGCAAAUGUAGCUUCGACGAAGCAUCGCUGGGCCUUCUCGGAUGACUAUGGCCGUUAUCCCAUUCUAAAGGAAAUGCUGCGCGCUUUGAGACGCAGGCUAGGUCAUUUGCCUGUGAGAUUUGUCGUCUCCGGGACCAUAAUUCAAUCAGAGCAUUUUCAGUCAGCGGUCGGAGAAUGGGCUGAUUUUCGCUGGUGUUCGGAUACUGGAUCUUUCGACAAUCCCACGGAACAUCGGCGAUACGUUUCCCAGUUUUUGCCGCCGGAAUUAGUGAGUUCAGUUACAGGACAAGCUCUUUUGGAUCGCUCAUGGCAAUGGUUGCGUGGAAGGCAUCGCUAUACUGCAUCUUUCAUCGCAGUACUACUUAGCAGCGGCUUUGAAAGUCCUCAUUCACUGUUGGGAAAUUACAUUGAGAAUAUCUCCAACUACUUUCCCCCUGAUAAUUCUGAGUACACAUCAGGAGAAUCGGUUCUUUUCGAUAAAUGGUACGACUCACUUGGUGACAGCGGUCUAAGCGAAGGAUGGAUCAGCGUUAUCGAGAUGCACCGAGCAGUCAUCAGCUUUCUGGUUACCUCGCGCGGGUGUCACGAUUGUUCAACCAACGAGAGAGCACUCAUCAGUGAAGAUUACGGUUUCUUCAUUGAUCCCGACUGCUCCCAAAUAGCUUUGGAUGAACCCCUAACUAUAAUGUACGGUGCGGGGUGGCUCAAGAAAACCAAUAAGAGAUCGCGCUUUCAGAUCACAAACUUCGAUAUUUUUGACUCUCAUCAUGGCACGGACGCACGUUCUUCUCAUUUUGCUUUCUUUCUUGCAUUGUUGUUUGCAUCAAUGUUUGAUGGUUUAACACAAAUUUCAAAUGCAUUCACAGUAUCUGGAAUAUCUACUCCUUUCCUCGAAGCAAAACUUGUCACAUUCACCCGUAUUGGCCCUCGACUAGAAGCGAGAGAUGUACAUUUUACAGAUCAUACUCCCGACCGACUCGUGUUGUUGGCUACUACCCCGGAAGAGGCGCUCUGUUGGUUCAAACACGAGCGUGAUGAACCAUUUUGCGCCUUGCAAUAUUCCUCAAGCACAAGUGCAACACUGGUCUUUUGUCUUCAAUUUUCUGACGCGCGGACUUCUUGGGUCUUCGUUCGAGUACCUUCGACGUUCCAGAACAAGGAAGAAACGGAUUUUGCCCGAGACAUACAGGAUCUCCAUCCAACCGAAAUUUUUCGUGAUCAGUCAGAAGUCGCUUCGCUCCUCAACCAGAUACCGGAUCUCUGUCUCGAUGCGGGUCCAUCUGGUAUGCUGCGUAUUUCUGGGUCGUUCUGGGUUGAAAAAGCGACCGAAGAGAGCAUUCCGCAUGAACUCUAUCCCUCUGGGAUUUUGAACAUUGAAGGAUUAAGCGGAGCUGCGAAAAGUAUUUCCGAAGACAUGCUCAUGCGUCGUCUUUCUCGAAUUUUCUCUCAAAGGAAUGAGGUAACUGUUGUACCUCCGGCGUCAGCUACUGAAGCUCCCAAAGAACAAGGUCAAAAACGAGGAAGAUCCACGACGAUUGACGAUGACGUUGGUACGGCAACCUCUGGGACAUCCCGAUCCAAAACAAAAAACCCCCCGAAGUCUACCAGGAGCGACCAUGCUGCUUCGUCAGGCUCUAGCACUCGAGGGAGAAAAGCUCGCAAAGGCGCGGGCAGAAGUCUGCGAUCCCGUCGCAUCCCAAGCAAAAUUAGUAAUGUUGCAACAGGACGUGCUUCAGCAAGUGCUCCUCGCUCUGAUCGAGUUGAACCCACUGCUUCCUCUUCUUCGCACACCUCUCCGUAUAAUUUGCGCAAGCGGUAAGCUACAUCUUUGUAUUGUAUCUCAUGUUGUCGCGUUAUAUAUUCAUUAUGGAUUAUUUUUACUGAAACACCACAUUCUCGUCUAAUAUUCUCUAUCGCAUUUACACGUGAGAAAACUCCGAAUCCGGGAGUCCGCUACCUUUAUCUUCAUCGUUCUCCCUUUUCAACCAACUCUGUCUCCGUCAUUCUCGCUCUCUAACCA